AUGGGUCGCAAGCUUGGUCUCAUCAGAGCCGCGUACCUGGCCUCGGCCAGCUGUAUGGGGUCUUUUGCCUUUGCCUUUGACACGGGUAUCAUCAGUGGAGUUCUUUCCUUGACCUCAUUCCAAGAAGACUUUGGGUAUAGCCACUACACCAAGGCACAGAAGACUACUGUCAACUCAAAUGCGGUUUCUAUCCUCCAAGGCGGUGCCUUUUUCGGAUGCUUCCUCAUUUCUCCAAUCGCCUCGUACUUGGGUCGUCGCACCGGACUGAUCAUCAGCUCACUCGUUUUCACCCUGGGCACAAUCCUACAAGUCAUUAACACGCACACUCUUGGUACUUUUUAUGCAGGUCGUGUAGUUGCCGGGCUAGGCAUUGGUGCCGCGACUGUCUUGAUCCCGAUGUUCGCGGCCGAAAUGUCCCCCAAGGAAUUUCGCGGCCGGUUGGGGGCCUGUUUCCAGCUCUUCUUUGCACUCGGGGUGAUGAUCGCCUACUGGACAACGUACGCGGUCAGUAAAGACCAGGCUUCAGGUACUAGCCAGUGGCAAACAGCUCUUGGAUUGCAGCUCUUGGGUUCAACGCUGCUACUCGCGGGAAUGUGUACCGUGAAAGAGAGCGCGCGUUGGCUAGCUUCAAAGGGAAAGUUGGAGAAGGCGCGCGAGUCAUUGAAGUGGGUUCGUGGCGGCGAAGAGACGGAAGAGCUUGAACGGGAAUUCCAGGAGAUUUUGGCAGGUAUUGAAGAGGAGGCUCGCGUCAAGGAGAACCUCACCUUCAAAGAGCUGCUUCUCCCAGCCAACCGAUAUCGACUGUUCAUCGCUAUUACCAUCCAACUCUCGGCACAGCUUACGGGUAAUACCUCUCUCGCCUACUAUGCUACCCAGAUUUUCUCAGCUGUCGGUGCAGGCGGAGCCUCCAAGCUUGUCACCGGAUGCUUUGGUAUUGUCAAGGUUGUGGGCGUCAGCACAUUCCAGUUAUUUGUUCUAGACCGUGUCGGUCGUCGAGUUCCAUUCAUGGCUGGGGCCUUUGCAAUGGGUUCUUUCAUGCUCAUUAUUGCCUGUAUCCUGGCCACUCACCCAGUCAGCUCCACUACCACCUCAUCGGGCCCCACCUCUGCAGGCAUUGCCUGUAUCAUCAUGACAUAUGCGGAGGCGUUCAGCUACAACAUGUCGUGGGGGCCUCUGCCAUGGCUCUACGUUGGAGAGAUAUUCUCCAGUCGCACACGAGAGGUUGGACUCACCGUUGGCGCGGCAUCGCAGUGGCUCUUCAAUUUUAUGAUGUCUCAGGUUACUCCACACGCCAUAACUAACAUAGGAUGGCGGAUGUUUCUGAUGUUCGCCAUUUUCAACUAUGCCAUUGUCGGGUACUCUUGGCUGGUUCUCAAGGAGACUUCACAGCAUUCAUUGGAGGAGAUGCAGGAGGUUUUUGGCGGCAAAUCGAUAGCAGAAAAGAAGCUUGAGGAUGUAGAGCAUGCGGAGCAUACUGGUGACGAGACUAGGGGCCAAUCAAUACCGGAAAUAGUACAACCAGUUUCAUCACCCACCAACACAACGGUGAAGGAAUGA
This is a messenger RNA of Penicillium pulvis, 1557 nucleotides long. RefSeq lists its product as uncharacterized. The record is from RefSeq and is a predicted model, not a curated record. Gene Ontology annotation, cellular component: membrane. Gene Ontology annotation, molecular function: carbohydrate:proton symporter activity. Gene Ontology annotation, biological process: transmembrane transport; carbohydrate transport. The transcript has 3 exons. Lineage: Eukaryota; Fungi; Ascomycota; Eurotiomycetes; Eurotiales; Aspergillaceae. The coding region runs from base 1 to 1557 and encodes 518 amino acids.